Messenger RNA from Jatropha curcas, 3632 nucleotides. Its product is annotated as receptor-like serine/threonine-protein kinase ALE2. Gene Ontology annotation, biological process: protein phosphorylation. The record is from RefSeq and is a predicted model, not a curated record. Gene Ontology annotation, molecular function: protein kinase activity; ATP binding. NCBI's taxonomy places the organism in Eukaryota, Viridiplantae, Streptophyta, Magnoliopsida, Malpighiales, Euphorbiaceae.
GAUUGGUAGAAUGGUGGAAGAAAAACAAGCCCUUUGAAAAGUAAUAAUGUGCUUUAUAUUAAGAUACCAUACUUACAAUGGUUCAAGAUAAUCAUUUUUCCACUAUAGCUGCAAAAGAAGUCAAGCCAUAUUAAACAAUUCAAGCAAAUUUUUUUCUUAACUUUCAACAAUGAUGUCACCUAUCCAUUAAUGCAUUUGUAACAAUCUCUCUCUCUCUCUCUCUCUUUCUUCUCCACAAACCUUCUUACUCAAAAGUGUCACUUACUUAGUUCUUUAAGAUCAACUGUUUUGCUUUUCUGUUGAUCAAUUUUAGUAAACUUCCAAUCAUCUAUAACUGAAGCAACUAGUUUUAUUACCAUUCCUUAACUCCCUCUAAGAAAAUACUGUUUAGGUUCUUGAAUCUUGCCACCUAAUCCAUUUUUGCUUGUUCACCACCCAGUCUUCUUAAUUCUCAUUACUUUGCUUGUACUGUAUGUGGGUCUUCUUUUUUUAUGGUCUCAUUGUCUAUUGUCCAUUUGUUUCUUUAAGCCAUACGCAAUGUUUUUGUUCAAAAUGAUGUUUCAUUUCCCCAUUACUUUCUUUCAAUUUUCUUCUUCUCAUUUUGAUGGGUGGGUGAGAUCUUGAAAGUUGAUUUCUCCUGCUUCCUUGGGGUGAAAUGGGGAUGCGGGUGGGUCUUUUGCUGGUGAUCUCUUGUAUAAAUGCUUGUGCUUUUUCGGUUCUUGGAUCUGCAGGCCCUGCCUCUGCUCUUAAACAAGCUCCUUCCAGCUUUGGCAGGAUCACACAUGGAAAGCUAGGCAUUUUACCACCAGACAAAGCAUUCCACACAUCCUCAUUUCUGGAUCAUCUUCCAACAGAGGCCCCUCAUACUAGGCCUUCAAGUAUUGCUCUUUCACCUUCUUCAUCGUCAUCUAGAAGUCCUGCAAAUAAGUGGAUGCAUGUUCAUUCAUAUUCACCUUCAAUCUCAACUCACCGAAAUCAUCACCACUCAAGAAAUCAUUACAGCAAUCCUAAACCAUCUUGUUCAAUUCCUCCGCUAAGUUACCACCAGAUAGCUCCUUCAGUCUCUCCGUUCCACUCUCCAUCUCGUUCAUCAGUAAGCUGGAAUUCUCUUGCACCAGCAUUAUCACCAACUAGCCCGAUGUACCAUUUUAAUAUGCACGUUAAUCCUCCUGCAACGUCUCCAAUGGGUUCUUACCUGAAGAAGAUGAAGGCUCCACAACCGUCACAAAUUUUGUCUCUUCCACCUCCACCUCCUAAUGGAGAUUGUGGAUCGUUAACAUGUAAGGAACCACUAACAUAUACACCUCCUGGGACCUUUUGUGGAUGUGUAUGGCCAAUUCAAGUUAAACUCCGCCUUGGUGUUGCAAUAUACUCAUUCUUUACUUUGGUCUCAGAGCUGGCUGAGGAAAUUGCAGCUAGUGUUUCACUGAACCACAGCCAGGUCCACAUCAUGGGAGCAAAUGCAGCUAGUCAACAACUAGAGAAAAGUACUGUUAUCAUCAACCUGGUACCAUCGGGCAUAAAGUUUGCCGAUAGUACUGCACUUUCAAUCUACAAGAAGUUUUGGAGCCGGCAGGUUCCAAUAAAAGCUUCCCUCUUUGGCACCUAUGAAGUAUUAUAUGUUCACUAUCCAGGUCUUCCACCAUCUCCACCUUCACCUUUGAGCAUCUCUACUAUAGAUAAUGAACCAUAUCCUGGCCGUGACAACAAUGGAAUAACAAAUAAACCUUUAGGAGUUGAUGUUCCAAAGAGGAAGAAAGAUGGCCUUAAUGGAAGCUUGAUAGCUGUAAUAGUUGUCUCCUCUUUCACUGCUUUGGUUAUAUGUAUUGCUAUCGCCUGGCUUUUGCUGUUGAAAAGAGGAAAUUGUGUUCAUCAACCUCAGCAAGUUUCGCAAGCCUCAGUUACCUCUCCUACAAAACCAUCAGCAGGUCCAACAACUUUUGGGAGCAUGCCUAGUUCUACAUCAAUGUCCUUCAGUUCUGGUGCCAUGACAUAUACAGGAUCUGCUAAGGUUUUCACCUUGAAUGACAUAGAUAAGGCUACCAAUAAGUUUGACUCUUCAAGGAUCCUUGGAGAAGGUGGCUUUGGGCUUGUCUACAGUGGCAGGUUAGAUGAUGGAAGGCAGGUGGCUGUGAAGGUUUUGAAGAGAGAUGAUCAGCAUAGUGGUCGUGAGUUCUUGGCAGAAGUUGAGAUGCUUGGCCGUCUACAUCACAGAAAUCUAGUUAAAUUGAUUGGAAUUUGCACAGAGGAGCAUACCCGCUGCCUAGUCUAUGAACUAAUACCAAAUGGAAGUGUUGAAUCUCAUUUACAUGGAGUGGACAAGGAAACUGAUCCACUAGAUUGGGAGUCCCGAAUGAAGAUUGCCCUUGGAGCAGCACGAGGCCUAGCCUAUCUGCAUGAAGACUCAAGUCCUCGGGUCAUACAUCGAGACUUCAAGUCCAGUAACAUCUUGCUAGAACAUGAUUUUACACCUAAGGUUUCAGAUUUUGGCUUGGCUCGAGCAGCAAUGGAUGAGGGAAACAAACACAUUUCGACACAUGUUAUGGGAACUUUCGGAUACUUGGCUCCAGAAUAUGCUAUGACUGGACAUCUUCUUGUGAAGAGUGAUGUUUACAGCUAUGGCGUAGUCCUUCUUGAGCUACUAAGUGGCCGAAAACCUGUAGACUUGUCCCAACCACCUGGUCAGGAAAAUCUUGUUGCAUAUGCUCGUCCACUCCUGACAAGCAAGGAAGGCUUAGAAACAAUUAUAGACCCAGCUAUAAAGUCUAGUGUCUCCUUUGAUACAAUAAUCAAGGUAGCAGCAAUUGCAUCGAUGUGUGUGCAACCUGAAGUGUCUCACCGUCCUUUUAUGGGUGAAGUAGUUCAGGCCUUGAAGCUUGUUUGUAAUGAGUUUGAUGAAACAAAAAUGCAGCAGUCAGGAAGUAACAACUAUGAGAAUCUUCUGAUUGAUAUAGAUAGCAAAACCAUAAGAAUUUCAGGUGAGAUAAUGGAAGUUUCACAAUCCCAUCACCAACUACCAUUAUCAGCAUCUGAUUUGUUUGAUACAUCAGUGGGACAUGAGGACCCAGAAGUUGGGUCUUUCAGGAGGCACUUCAGUUCAGGACCUUUAGGAACAGGAAGGAGAAAACAUUUCUGGCAAAGAUUAAGAAGUUUGCCCAGAGGCAGCAUGAGUGAGCACGGAUUUUCACUUAAAUUAUGGCCUGGAACCAGUUAAAUUUGCCAAAGAAGCGAAAAUUCAAUUAUAUAUGGAUUAAUUUAAGCUGCAAUUGCAAUCACCAGCUUUUCAUGAACUGCUCUAGAAGAUUUUGACAGAAGUUUGAAGAUGUGCAACCCCGCAAAGAAAUUGAACCUGGUGAGAUGCUGAUAGAUUUAAUAUGGAACCUCCAGCACAAUCAGUAGAUGACAUAAUUUUCUUGUAUAUCUUUUUUUUUUAAUGAGGUCUAGUUUUGAUCCAAGCAUUCCUCAUUUUUUCUCUAUUCAGUUCCUCCCGUAUUUGUUACAUUUUCGUUUGGUGUUAAGGAAUUCCUUUUGAGAAGCAAAAUGUCUUGUAUGAGUAAAUCCAUGAAAUUCCCAAACUUGAAAAUUGUAUGUGUUAAGACAUUAUUCUUCUAAAAAUUCCUUCAAAUUCUGUA